UGUCAAUCGUCCGAACGAUCCCAGAAUAGCAUCGCCAUCAGCUACCAAUAGACUGGAGAAUUUCUAGAUUCGUACCUACUACCGUACCAUAUGGCACACGUUUCUCCAUUGUUGUUGUUGCCCCUAAGCUCCAACGCUCCGCGGAACUAUACUUCUCGCAGCCAAUGACGGCGUUCCAGCGACAUACUCGUCGAUCAGGCUGGGUGCAAGGAUCCAAUAGCGGACACGUCCAUCGGCGAGCUUCCACAGGAAGACUCUACGUGGCCAAUGGUAGGACGUGUGAUUGUCAGCAUGUAUGGAUGUCUCCGAGUUCACUGAAUAGCUUGGGGUCAAAGCAGUAUCUCAGCCGUGGUAAAUGACGAGUACAGCAGGCAGCCACAUGUCUCGUGGAAAAGGAGUCGGGAGGUGGUCAAAAUGGAUGCGGUCCUGUCUAGCAUUCCAUCUUCUUUCCUUCAGAGGAGGAUAUUGUCUUUUCGUUGAUUCAAAAUGGUGUCAUUAACGUUGUUUACUUUACUGGGCUUCCUGUCCUAUCUUGUGGCCCCUGUUGUCGGACAGACGCAAUCUACGCCAGGCAGCGUUUUCAUCCUGCCGUUACAGGGACCAUCAAGCAACUACACGUUUGCUGUUAACAUCCCUGAGAACUCGGAGGAUGUCUAUUUUCAUCUUUCGGGCCCAACAGAGUACUCUUGGAUUGCCGUGGGGACCGGCAAUCAGAUGAAGGAUUCGUUGAUGAUCAUUCUCUACUCGAAUGAACACGGUGAUAAUGUCACUGUUAGCCCUCGUCUCUGCUCCGGUGAGCAGGAACCGGUUUUCUCUUCCUCCCUCGAUGUGGUCAUCUUGCCAGGAAGCGGAAUUGCGGACAAUACAAUGACGGUGAAUGCUCGCUGCACAAACUGUUCACACUGGAAGACUGGCUCUCUGGACUUGCAGUCUACCUCGCAGCCUUGGAUCUUUGCUUUGGGCCCAAAGGCUGCAGACAGCAUCCUACUCAAGAGCGAUUCCAAAUCAGCUAGCAUCCAGCGGCACUCUGAAUAUGGGCGGUUCUCCAUGAACAUGAAGCAGGCUACCGGCGGCACAGGUGGAAUACCAUCGUCCCUGACGACUGCAACCGGCUCCCAACAAGACGGCCACAUUUCCCACGACAGUAACUGGCCGGCCAUCAUCCACGGUCUGGCUGCCUGCGUCGCGUUCGUUGUUUUCAUGCCCCUCGGCGUCAUCUUCCUACGGAUCUUCCCUUCCAGCGUCCGCUGGCACUGGGUCAACCAGACGUUGGCCUCCAUCCUAGCCAUCGUGGGCAUACUAUUCGGCUUCUACCUAAGCACAAUGUACACGAAGUCAGAAUCAUUCAAUUCGGCACAUCAGAUCAUAGGAAUCAUCAUUCUCGUCUCCGUGCUCGUGCAGUGGUUCAUAGGCUUCUGGCACCAUCGUCUCUACAAGCUUUUCCAGCGCUCUACAUACUACGGCGUGGGACAUCGAUACUUCGGCCGAGCCGUCAUCCUACUUGCGAUAGUGAACGGCGGAAUAGGACUAUCUUGGUCCUCUGCCCUGACGAAGACGGUCGUGGCUUAUUCCAUCAUCGUGGCUGUUCUCGGUAUUCUGACAAUUGCUGCUCUUCUCUGGAAGGCAGCAGUCAAAUACAACCAAAUGGCCGCAUAA
Paecilomyces variotii is the source of this 1656-nucleotide messenger RNA. RefSeq lists its product as hypothetical. The transcript has 5 exons. The coding region runs from base 487 to 1656 and encodes 389 amino acids. The record is from RefSeq and is a predicted model, not a curated record. Lineage: Eukaryota; Fungi; Ascomycota; Eurotiomycetes; Eurotiales; Thermoascaceae.